AUGCGAGACGCAGACCUCAUUGCUUGCGUGUAUCCCCGUACAGACGUUCAUCAGAGAACAUCAAAGGCAACCGAGGCGAGCUCACGCUAUGUUGCCCCCCGACUUCUGUCUCCAGCGGUUCAAUACAGCCGCCGCGAACGAGAAUCGACAGAGCCACCAGAGCCACCAGGGCAGUCGAACGCCCCAACGUAUCAUUACAUGGCACGCCUGGAGCCGAGGUUUAGCGACAUUCCGCGAACUUCCCGGGGAAUCGUCUUCGGUUGCGGACCAGAUUGCGAUGUGACUCUGCCUGAUCUGCAGGGCAUUAGCUACCAUCACUUCACCAUUACGUUCGACGACGCCAAACGCCUCAUCAUCAGGGACUGGGGCUCCUUGGCAGGAACAGAGGUCACGUACGAUGAUCAAGGAGGCGGCCUACGAAGCAAUUUCCAAUGGAUCAUCAGCGGUGCCGAUAUACCCUCUCAGAGUACAAGCAUCAUUAUUACGGUGCAUAAGACCGUCUCGUUCCAGAUCGUCGUCGCUCAACAGGACAUAGAGUCUCAGGCAUACAUCGACAAGGUUGAUUGCUUCUCUCGCGGCGUAGCAACCGCGGAAGAUCUUUUGGACGAUCUCAACUUCCCAGAUCGUACAACCAAGCGACCUACCGGAGCCCAUACCCCGGCCUCGGAGCCAAUUCACCUGCGGAAAUGGCUUGGUGAAGGGGGUUUCGGCGUCGUGACCCAUUUCUGGAACGUCAGCGACGGUAGCGAGUACGCUCUGAAGGAACCUACAGCCAAGGCUAUUCAGAGGCGAAAGUUCGACGUUAGUGCAUGGGUAAAGGAGGCGCGCAUUAUGGGUCAAAUUUCACAUGACCAUAUCGUAGAGCUUUUUGGGCACUCCCUUGCGCCACACCCGAAGCUAUACUUGGAAUACAUGCCGGGCGGAUCUUUAGAUGGCCAAGAGAACAUAUCGGAAAAUGAAUCUCUAUCGAUUCUCUGUCAGUGCUUGUCAGCCCUGACAUACCUACACGGCCAGGAGCCGCCAGUCGUGCACCGCGACAUUAAGCCGGGCAAUAUCCUCGUCCAACAUCGGUUGGCGGGCGACAUCUCCAUCAAGUUUGGCGACUUUGGACUGUCAAGGGAGAGUCACGACUUAACGUCGAUCUGCGGCACUGUGGAGUAUACUGCGCCUGAGAUUUACUUGAGGUACCAGUAUAUGAACUCUGGGGGCAGGGAGAGGAUGAGUUAUACCCCGGUUGUUGAUGUCUGGUCUCUCGGCGUGGUGAUAUAUGAGCUGAUGUGCGACCUUCCGCAAUACAAAUCAAGCUAUCAGGGCGGUGGGGAGACUUGGUGUAGGAAAGUUGUUGAGAUAUUCGAAAAGGACAGGGAGCAGAGGAAAAGGCCCGACAAACUGAGGCAAUUCCUUCUGGGCGCCAUAGUGGUCAUGUCGCCAGAGUCUAGGUGGUCGGCCAUGGAUUGCUACGAUCAGGCCAUGUUGCUGCCUAGGGCAACCGAGGAUGGCUGUCGGACGCCGACGCCGGCUGCGUACAGUGACGAAGAGGGGCAGACGACAUUUUUCUCUCCAGAUAACCAUGUGGCUGGCAACCAACGAACGGUGCUCCAGCAGCCACGUUCUUCUGACGACAACCUUUCCAACGUCUCGAUCGACACCGCCAGAUACAUCAGGUCAGGCGCCCCGCCUGUCCCGGCUCUUCCAUCGGCAUCGAAGACGGGUCAAAAGAGGAUGGCUGCGAAAAGGUCCUCGCAUCCGUCGUCGUCGGCGUCGUCGGCAGGGCGCCGCACCAAGCGCCGAGAAAUCCACAACAACCAUCAGCGCGUGUCCGCUUCCAGCCCGCCGGCGGAGUUGAAACACUUUCUGAGGGACUACUCGCAGAAUCCUCUUAAUUCCCUUUACGUCGGAUCAUCACUGGCGUUGGAAGAGCUGCCGAGCGCACUCCGCAACGUUUCACGGACGCGGAUCCUAUCCCGGAAGGCGGCGAAGAGGUCCCUACGCAAGAGCUAUGUGCUGACGGAGAAAUGGUGA
Hirsutella rhossiliensis is the source of this 2022-nucleotide messenger RNA. Its product is annotated as kinase. The record is from RefSeq and is a predicted model, not a curated record. The transcript has 3 exons. Gene Ontology annotation, molecular function: protein binding; ATP binding; protein serine/threonine kinase activity. Lineage: Eukaryota; Fungi; Ascomycota; Sordariomycetes; Hypocreales; Ophiocordycipitaceae. Gene Ontology annotation, biological process: protein phosphorylation. Gene Ontology annotation, cellular component: cytoplasm. The coding region runs from base 1 to 2022 and encodes 673 amino acids.